Molecule: messenger RNA, 300 nt
Organism: Vicia faba (fava bean)
Lineage: Eukaryota; Viridiplantae; Streptophyta; Magnoliopsida; Fabales; Fabaceae
Source: the annotation of a GenBank genome assembly
AUGGCAGAGACUGAUCCUGUGACACCUCAUUUACUUGACCGCCAUCCAGCUUGGGACACACCAUCAACUUCUGUUGUCGUUGUCCAUAUUCAUCAGACUGAUAUCGCUGCUGCUAUGGACACUAUCACGACGGAGCUUGUUGAUAUUCGUUUUGAUAUUACUGCCCUCCGUAGAGAUUUUUAUGGUUUCAUGGAUCUUGUUACGACAAAUAUAGAUCACCUGUUUCAUUCUAGAGCUUCUCUUCUCUUGUCUUUCCCCAGAUCCAACUCCAGCUUAAUUAAUCAGGACAAUGAGUUUUAG